UCUGGGGCGGGGUGCAUUUGGCCGGGUUACCUCUCCAAGCCGAGGGGGGACGGCACACCUCGGGCUUCACCAUGGAGGACUACCUGCAGGAUUGUCGAGCCGCUCUGCAGACAGGGACUCAAAUAACCUGGACUGGCUGAAACUUGAUAUUUAACUGAGGCUGGACCAAACUCCCGAUUUUCCUGCCUCUACCUCCCAAGUGCUGAGAUUACAAGAGUCCAGGCCUCUACAUGUUGUGCUGGGAAAUGAAGCCUGUGACUUAGACUCCAUGGUGUCUGCUCUCGCCCUGGCCUUUUACCUAACAAAGACCGCGGGGGCAGGAGAGAUCUUUAUACCCGUGUUAAACAUAAACCGUGCUGAGCUUCCUCUACGCGGGGACAAUGUCUUCUUCCUCCAGAAGGUUCAGAUUCCAGAGUCUGCGCUGGUUUUCAGGGAUGAGAUCGACCUCCACGCACUGCACCAGGCUGGCCAGCUCACCCUCAUCCUUGUUGACCAUCACGUCUUACCCAAAAGUGACGCUGCUCUGGAGGAGGCAGUAACAGAGGUGCUGGACCAUCGACCAAUUGAGCAGAAAUACUGUCCUCCCUGUCAUGUUUCAGUUGAGCUGGUGGGAUCCUGUGCUACCCUGGUGGCAGAGAGAAUCCUCCAGGGGGCGCCAGAGAUCUUGGACAGACAAACUGCCUCCCUAUUGCACGGUACCAUCAUUCUGGACUGUGUCAACAUGGAUGCAAAAAUUGGAAAGGCAACCCUAAAGGACAGCAAAUAUGUAGAGGAGCUGGAGGCCCUCUUCCCAGAUCUUCCCCAGAGAAAGGACAUCUUUGAUUCUCUGCAAAAGGCAAAGUUUGACAUCUCGGGCCUGACAACUGAGCAGAUGCUCAGAAAAGAUCAGAAGACAAUUUACAGACAAGGCACCAAGGUGACCAUCAGUGCAAUCUACAUGGAUUUGGAGGCCUUUCUGCAGCGGCUGGACCUCCUGGAAGAUCUCAGUGCUUUCUGCCAUGAGCACAGCUAUGAUGCCUUGGUUGCCAUGACUAUCUUUUUCAACACUCACAAUGAGCCAGUACGACAAUUAGCUGUUUUCUGUCCCCACUCAUCACUUCGAAUGACAAUCUGUGGAGUCUUGGAACAGUCCACCUCCCCAGCCUUGAGGCUGACCCCGAUCCCGAGCCGCUCCCCUGACCUCCAGGCCUACCUCCAAGGCAACACCCAGGUCUCUCGCAAGAAACUGCUGCCUGUGCUCCAGGACGCCCUCUCCGCCUACUUUGACUCAAGGAAGAUGCCGCCAGGGCAGCCUGAGGUAGUGGGAAUGUCCUCCAGGGAGCAGGCGGACAAGGAACUGGACAGGGCAGGUAACUCCCUGAUUUCUGGACUGAGUCAGGAUGACGAGGACCCUCCGCUGCCCCCCACGCCCAUGAACAGCUUGGUGGAUGAGUGCCCUCUGGAUCAGGGGCUGCCUAAGCUGUCAGCCGAGGCUGUCUUUGAGAAGUGCAGCCAGAUCUCGCUGUCCCAGUCAGCCAGAGUCUCCCCAGCAAAGAAAUGACUGUUGGGAGGGGUGGGGAGAGUGGAGGAGGUGGCUGCCCACCUCAAGUGCAUGUUUGGAGAUGUCUGACCAUUUCAGCGUCUGUUGCUCCAGGAUCUGGUGUACUGUUCUGAAGCUGGGAGGGAAGGAAGCAGCUGCUCUAAGAAUGGCUUCCUGCCUCUCCCAGCCGGUAUCUACCAGUCAGACAAGUUUGAUUAUUUUAUUAUUUAAUCUGCACUGAUUUUUCUGUUCGAAUUUUGAUGGGUGUGGUGUGAUAUGACCACUGUCCUAGCAGAGCAGGACUGAAGGAAUGUAGACCCCAUCUCCGUGUCUUCAGAAGGCCAUGGGCAGAGGCCGUAUCGGUCAUGAAACCAACUUCAUGUCUUCAUGAAUUCUCCAUUUCAUUUUUUUAAAGUUCUUUUUGAGACAGAGACUCGUGUAGCCCAGACUGGCCUUGAACUUUGUAUGUGUCUGAGGCGAGUCUUGAACUCCUAAUCCUCCUGAGUGGAAUUGUAGUCACGUAUAGCCAUACCUGACUAGUCUCUCGGGGUUUUUUUUGGGGGGGGGGUGCUUUUUUGUUUUUUUUUUUUUUUAUUGUUGUUGUUG
Messenger RNA from Myodes glareolus (Bank vole), 2125 nucleotides. RefSeq names its product prune exopolyphosphatase 1 (gene Prune1). Gene Ontology annotation, molecular function: exopolyphosphatase activity. The record is from RefSeq and is a predicted model, not a curated record. Gene Ontology annotation, cellular component: cytoplasm. NCBI's taxonomy places the organism in Eukaryota, Metazoa, Chordata, Mammalia, Rodentia, Cricetidae.